This is a messenger RNA of Arachis stenosperma, 774 nucleotides long. RefSeq names its product glutathione S-transferase T3-like. The transcript has a single exon. Bases 1 to 774 code for a protein of 257 amino acids. The record is from RefSeq and is a predicted model, not a curated record. NCBI's taxonomy places the organism in Eukaryota, Viridiplantae, Streptophyta, Magnoliopsida, Fabales, Fabaceae.
AUGACAAGGAGGGUAGUUGCAUGUAAGAAACGAUGGUAUAAGAUCAACAAGGCUGUUGCACAAUUUGUUGGUUGCUACGAUCAAGUUAGUCGAAACAUAAGGAGUGGUUCGAACGCUGAUGAUGUAAAGGAGUUUGCUUAUAAACUUUAUUCCACAAAUUAUGGUAAAAAAUUCACUUUUAAGAGGCAUUGGAACAUGCUUCGGUUGGAGCAAAAAUGGAGAAGCCAACUACCUACACAGAGUGGCGGCUCAAAGAGAACCAAGGUUAGUGCAACUAGAGCAUACUCAUCCUCAUCAAACUCAGAAACACCGUUGGCUGACGAACCCGGUGUGGACUCUCCCGUUCGCCCACAAGGAUCAAAGAAGAGCAAGCGAAAAGGUAAGGGAAAAGCACAAAUGUCUGAAGAUUUUAGUGAAAGAAAAUCAUCGGUUGUCAAAAAAUUAUCUCUCAUGGAAGAUUUUAAGAAUGUUAGAGAAAGGAAACUAAUGGAUAGGAAAAAAGAAAGAGAAGAGAAGAAGGAACAUAGAGCAAAGAUUAUGGCAAUCAAAGAGAAGGAGUUACAAAUUCAAGCGACAAUGAAAGAACAAGAAUUACAAACUCAAAGGUAUAUUAAAGAAAUGGAGAUAAAAGCAAAAGAAAGGGAGAUGGAAAGGAUGGCCAAGGAAAGAAAAAGGGAGAUGGAUAUGAAAAUACUUAAUGCUGACACGUCUACAAUGAGUGAAAAAUGUCGACCUCUUCAUGAGAUUGCAUGUGAGAAAAUAAUCGCCAAGUGA